Molecule: messenger RNA, 363 nt
Organism: Dioscorea cayenensis subsp. rotundata (Guinea yam)
Lineage: Eukaryota; Viridiplantae; Streptophyta; Magnoliopsida; Dioscoreales; Dioscoreaceae
Product: secreted RxLR effector protein 161-like
Exons: 1
Coding region: 1-363 (120 amino acids)
Source: RefSeq, a predicted model, not a curated record
AUGUACUUUGCAAGUAAUACAAGACCAGAUAUACCUUUUGCAGUAAAUCUCCUAUCAAGAUACAGCUCUACACCAACACGAAGACAUUGGAAAGGAGUAAAAGAUGUGGUACAUUAUUUACGAGGAACUAUAGAUGUGGGCUUAUUUUAUCCACAAGAAUCUUCAUCCAACCUCAUAGGCUUUGCUGAUGCUGGGUAUCUGUCUGAUCCUCACAAAGGGCGAUAUCAGACUGGAUACAUAUUUUCUUACAAUAGUACAGCUAUCUCAUGGUGUUCUACAAAACAAACUCUUGCAGCUACUUCAUCAAAUCAUGCUGAAAUUCUAGCUUUACAUGAAGCAAUUCAAGAAUGCCAAUGGUUGUGA